Chrysemys picta bellii (western painted turtle) is the source of this 2224-nucleotide messenger RNA. RefSeq names its product elongin C (gene ELOC). Gene Ontology annotation, cellular component: elongin complex. The record is from RefSeq and is a predicted model, not a curated record. NCBI's taxonomy places the organism in Eukaryota, Metazoa, Chordata, Testudines, Emydidae. Gene Ontology annotation, biological process: ubiquitin-dependent protein catabolic process. Gene Ontology annotation, molecular function: protein-macromolecule adaptor activity.
CAACAAAAACCCUCUCUAAAGCAGUACUGUAACUAUUGCUCUGUUUGACUGCUACCUCCACCAACGAGGGAGCCUCCUACUUCCUCUCCCCUCCCUAAAGGGAAGGAAAUAAUUCGGUUACAAAAAUCCCAAGGAUGGAGGAAUUUAGGAACCUUUUUAAGACCAUCUUACUGUGAAAGCUGCUGUCGCAAAGCAAUAAACAUUUAAUAAGGAGAGAAUGGAUGGAGAAGAGAAAACAUACGGUGGGUGUGAGGGCCCUGAUGCUAUGUAUGUGAAGUUGAUAUCCUCUGAUGGUCAUGAGUUUAUUGUAAAAAGAGAGCAUGCGUUAACAUCAGGAACAAUAAAAGCUAUGUUGAGUGGUCCAGGUCAGUUUGCUGAAAAUGAAACAAAUGAGGUGAAUUUUAGAGAGAUUCCAUCCCAUGUUCUAUCCAAAGUAUGCAUGUAUUUCACCUACAAGGUUCGCUACACUAACAGCUCCACGGAGAUUCCUGAAUUCCCAAUUGCACCUGAAAUUGCACUGGAACUGCUGAUGGCUGCAAACUUCUUAGAUUGUUAAAUAAAAUAAAUUAUAAUAAAAAUGUAAAACUUUUUUCAGUAUUUAAUACCUGUAGUUCAGUUAGUAACUUUUUUCAUAUAGCAUGCUGCGUGUGUGCGGUUGAGAACUGUAAAGUUCACUGCAGAGGCAAUUAUCUUCAAAUCUGUUGCAUAGCAAUCAUUCAAGUUUAUAUUUGUUUUGCUGCUUACACAAAUAAGGCCCUUUUCCCAAACAGACAAAUAAAUAAAUAUGCCAAUUAGUAGAUGGUUAUGCCUUAACCUUUAGGUGUGGCAGAACUUUAUCUUUUAAUGCAAUGAUCAUUUUAAAAUACUGGAGUUUAAGCCAAUGCUACUUAAAAGCUAAUAUUAGCUAAAUGUGUAGGUCUUUAGCAUUUCUAACUUUCUCUUAUUGUUGCAAUUUCUAAACCUCUGAACUGUAUCACCUUACAGGGUAAUUGUCCCUUUAGCAUAGUUAUAACUUCAGUUAUAUCAGCACUUGCAUUAUAAAUCCCCUUUUUCAAGGAUUUGUAAACUGGCAUAAACAUUCACGUUGGACUGAAAACAGUAUCAAGGAUAAUUUUUAUGGUUGUUUUUUUUAAUUAAAGUUUAGCUAUGUUUUUAGAAAUGAACAAGUAUACCUGAUUUAUUUUUCAGUCAUAACUUAACUCACCCCUUUGAACAAUUUAAAAUGUUCAGGUCACUUGUCUAAUAAAAAUGCAGCUCUUCUGAUAGUGGAAUUAGAAUUAAAGAGCCAUGUUAUUAACUAAUGCUAACUAGUGUAUGUAUACUCCCCUCUUCUGUUCUAUAUAAAAUGUAAGUUUAUUCAUAAUGUACUGUCACUUGACCUAAUAUACAAGAUUUAUAAUAGCUAUAAUGGCUCCUUUCCACUGUUUGUGAUCAGUUAUGUAAACUCUGUAUUUACUCUUAGAUCAAAGCCUUUGAAACUUCCUAAAUAUGGCUACCAAAGAGGAAGUUCUUUUCCCUCUUUUUUUUUUUCCCUCUCCCCUGCCUCCCCAUUGUUAUUCCAAAGAAAAGCUGAAUAUUGGUGGCCCUUUUGUUCUUCAUUGAAGUAAAGGGGUAUUAAACAGAUGUUUGAGAAUAUUUCAUAGAUUUCUUAAAUACGUCCAAUGUUUAUAUUAAGAUUUUAAGGGGAAAGGAUUGGCAAGCCAACGAUAUUAACUCAUUUUUGAAUGGAACAUGUAAUUGUCCUUUGUUCAAUUCCUGCUGGUAAUUGCCUGUUAUACUCGUUCUUCUCUCAUGUCACAAAACAAGAUUCCAUAAAACAAACAUGGUGAACAAUGUGACAAUAAGUUGCUUUCUUUAAGAGGCAGGCUGGAGAUUUUUACUACCAAAAUAAUUCUUAGAAGAGGAUGAUAAAUCUAACUUCACCAGUAAGAUGCAAUAGCUAUUGUAUUCUUGUCAUUAUUUUGUGCUUUGGGUGUUGAUAUGAGACAUUAAGCUGAAGCUAAAAUGGCUUUGAGCAGCCAGGAAAUGCAGUAGUGUUCGAGAAUGCACUGCGCAGAAUGUUCUUGCUGUUAAGAAAAUUAACCUAUAAAUAAAAGGGGGGGAGGAGUGGGGAAGCUAGUGCAAUUUACUUGAUAGUGAGAUCGGUAUGAUAAUAGACAAAUGGAAACCUGCAACACUUACUCCCUGAGUUCUAAAUAAAUUUCAUAAUGGAAAAUUUUUAAAA